ACCCCAUCUCCAUAUAUUCAUUUUUCAUUUCAUAAUCACACACAAACCCCAUCUCCAUAUAUUCAUUCACAUUUCAUAAAUCACACACUUUCUUCAUUAUUCUUCUCUCAUUAAAAUUUCUCUCUCUAAAAUGAAUUCUUCCAGCAGUACUAAUGUUCAACAUGUGACCAAAAAGUCCUCCGACGAGCUGCUGAGGAAGUUCGCGGAGCUCGAUGACGAGGCCCCGGUGGCGGCCGCGAAGAAAGUGUCAAAACGGCGUCGGAGAAGCGCAGAGAGUCGCGGAGAAGGUGGCGGUGAUCAGAACUGUGAGAGCCCUUCAAAUGGGCACGGCUCAAGCUUAGUGGAGAGCAGGUCUCUGCUGCCUACGGCGGCGGCAACGGCGAGGAAGUCGGCGUUGCUCCGGCAACUUGGAAUUCGCAGCAGAGCACACCUCAGGGCUAGAGAAAUCAGGCACAAGUCUCUCUUUGGAACCAUUGAGAAGACAUGGCGAAGGACUAUAGAAGGAGCUUCAAAGGUCUUCAUGGAGAAACAUUACAACAGGCACAAGCGUUUGAUAAGUGACAUGGUGUAGAUCAACAUUCUGAUUUCUGCCUUCUUUCUAGGUAGUUUCACUUAGGCCUUAGAGGAGAAGGGCAAAAGGGUAAAAGCUUGAUAUUUGUAAAUUUGCGUUACUUUAUAUCAUUCUUUCAUUACUAUUGUUUUUUUAUCUAUGAGAAGUAAAUUAAGUUCGAUGCAGUAUCUCAAGCUUUAGUAUAGUGCAAUAUUAUAAAUUGUAUU
Morus notabilis is the source of this 777-nucleotide messenger RNA. RefSeq lists its product as uncharacterized. The transcript is spliced from 2 exons. The record is from RefSeq and is a predicted model, not a curated record. Lineage: Eukaryota; Viridiplantae; Streptophyta; Magnoliopsida; Rosales; Moraceae. Bases 131 to 571 code for a protein of 146 amino acids.